This is a messenger RNA of Canariomyces notabilis, 1384 nucleotides long. RefSeq lists its product as uncharacterized. The record is from RefSeq and is a predicted model, not a curated record. The transcript has a single exon. Lineage: Eukaryota; Fungi; Ascomycota; Sordariomycetes; Sordariales; Chaetomiaceae. The coding region runs from base 308 to 1180 and encodes 290 amino acids.
GGUUGAAGUUCAGUGCAGCUCUGUAAUAAACCGGCCCGUCGGGUGCAGUCAUCAGCUUCAUCAGUCCCAAUACUGAAAGCCUGGAAGCCAACAGCAAGGAAUGCAAUAACCACACCCUUCGAUCGCGCACACCAUCUUGCUUCUUUGCCCUGGUUCCCCACAUUUUAACCCCUGUCGUCAACCCUCCCGCCCUGCAUUUUUCACCUCAGCCCCAGAGGCCUCACUCAAACAGACAGAGCCAUCUCCAAACCCUGCGUUUCUGGAACCGCACCAGCAACGGAAGAGUGAGAUACUAGCUAGACUAGGAAUGAGCCGCCGCGCCGAUCGCCGCUAUUCAGCGGGCUUCAACCCUGGCUACGAUUACGGCUCCAUCCCGUGGGACGUCAGGACAGUACACGGCGGCGAUGAUGAUGAUGUCAGGAACCCGGGCCUUAGCGGAUGCAUUUCGGCCAGCGUGAUCGGCUAUGGAGACAGCGUGGAACUUACUCACCGGCCACGGAUUCGGCGUCGGGACAGAGACUGGAACAGGGACCGGGACAGAGAUGGCAGCAGCGGCAUCAGGUCCCGAGCAAGCGGAGACCGAUCGUCAUUUUCAGACCGCGAGCGUGAGAGGCUCAAGCAGCGCAUGUGUCUGGAGCGAAAUCAAUCAAACACCUCGUCGACGACGUCGUCGUCGUACUAUCAUCCACGGCAGCAGCAUCAUCAAGCCCGCACCAGGUCACUCUCGCUCGGCCGCGGGUAUUCGUACUCGUCUUACUCGUCUGCUGACUCGGAAGACGGGGCGCUUGAGCGUGACGAUGCAUGGGGAAGCGCCACGGUGAUCUCCCCCGGGCGCGGGUAUUACCACCACGAGCGUCUGAGCCUGUCCAGCCCGAGGGUUGAGCUUGCCGACGCGGGCUGGCCGCUGGCUAGUUCGAGGCCUGCGUCGCCGCCGCCCAGUUGGCAUCGACCAGGGCGCAGGGAUCGGUAUGAGAGGGGGUAUGUCAUUGAUUCCCGGCAUGGGCAUGAUGGGUUGAGGUUUGGAAUGGGGCCGCUGGGAAUCGACAUCACUGAGGAACCGCUGCCGAAUCCGAGAGUCCCGUCGACUAGAAGUACGAGUUAUGAUAGACCUAGGGAUGGCGCCGCCCGGUCAAGGAAAGCCGCUGCAAGUCCCGCGCAGAGUGUGAGGGCUGCUUCGUGAGUCGACUUUCAUACACCGGCUGGCUCUUGGUUUGAUUAGCACGCACACAAAACGGAUUUUCUGACAAGGCGCAGCAAAUUCCGGCCUCCCAAGGUGCAAUACAACCAGGUUCACGCCUUGAUCCUGACCUGGUCAUUUCAUGAUCUCAGGACGGAGGAUUACACGGCUCCGCCGACGUCUGAUUAUGUUUCUCUCGAAGAGGAG